Messenger RNA from Fonsecaea pedrosoi CBS 271.37, 1677 nucleotides. RefSeq lists its product as uncharacterized. The record is from RefSeq and is a predicted model, not a curated record. Gene Ontology annotation, molecular function: oxidoreductase activity; FAD binding. The transcript has 8 exons. Bases 1 to 1677 code for a protein of 558 amino acids. Lineage: Eukaryota; Fungi; Ascomycota; Eurotiomycetes; Chaetothyriales; Herpotrichiellaceae.
AUGUUCGAAUGCAUCACACUAUUUCUUCUCCUCGCACAUGUCUGUUGGGCCUGUCCGCCCACGCACCGUCCUCGGUGCAGAUACGGAGACCCUUGCUGGCCCGAUGAACAGGAAUGGCAAGCCUUCAACAACAGUAUCUCGGGCCGCCUCGUCCGGACCUUCCCUUCAGCAGCUGUUUGCCACGAGGAACAAUUCGACAACGAAAAGUGCAAGCAGACAAGACAGGAAUGGGACAAUAGUUUUUGGAGAACCAAUCAGUCGGGGGCAUAUAGUGCCAUUGUAUGGGAGUUGGGCAGCCAACAGUGCUUCAUCAAUUCGUCAAGGACUGCACCCUGCCAGCCAGGGUUGGGUAUCCUUCCACACUAUUCGGUGGCAGCACAAUCUGUGGGAGACAUUGAAGCCGCGGUCAAGUUCGCCAACAAAAGACACCUCUACCUUGUGGUAAAGAACACCGGCCAUGAUCACCUCGGGCGAUCGAGUGGACGGGGCGCUUUUGCCAUUUGGACUCACAAUCUGAAAGGGAGACAGUGGACACAGAGCUAUGUCGUCGAGGGUGCACCCGCAGAGAGUCAAGGUGUGCCAGCUGUCACACUACAAGCAGGAGAGCAGUGGCUAGAUGUGUAUCGAGCUGCUGCCGAACAGCAUGUGAUCAUCGUCGGUGGCCAUGCCAGAACAGUUGGAGCCGCUGGCGGCUGGUUGACGGGAGGCGGUCACUCGGCCUGGUCGAAUCUUUACGGUCUCGGCGUCGACAAUGUGCUGGAAAUCAAAUUGGUCAAUGCGCAGGGAGAACACGUCACUAUUAAUCAGUAUACUGAUCCAGAUUAUUUCUGGGCCUUGCGCGGCGGCGGAGGAAGCGCAUGGGGUGUCAUAACCUCAGUGACAUAUCGUACUCACCCAGAACCCACGCAUAUUCAGGUGGCCGCUAUACAGAUCAACGCCACUACGAACUCAAGCCUUCGUCCACUCCUACAAGGGUCUUUAGGUGCCUUGGUGAAUAUGACAGAUGCCGGCUAUACUGGAUACGGGUACCUCAGUAAUGGUUUCUCUGGCCUCUUUAUCCGACCUGGAGGUACCGAUGCAGAACUGGCCCAAGGUUCAGCGGCCUUUCAGCAGCUAGGACUCAUCAACGGCACCAGCUUCGCCGCGUUCAACUUCACUUUUCCCCGCUGGAUUGAUUACUGCAACACAUUUCUUCAGGACCCAAACAUCGCUCUGAAUGUCAUGGAUUCAUCUCGGCUCCUUACUCCGGACAUGGCGUUCAACAAAGCCGAUGAGAUUAUCGACAUGAUGUUGAAGUUUGGUCCGGACCACUAUCCAUCGUUCAACUUUGUUGGGCAUGUCAACUCCACCACGCGGGACAACACGUCAGUUCACCCUUCGUGGCGGGAGGGCCGGGCGGUUAUGAGCUUCGGCACGAACUGGGACGAUGAAGCGCCCGAAGCUGAGAAGCAUCAGAAGAGACUUCAAUUGGUUGAAAUGAGCAAGCGAUGGACCAAGAUCGUUGGACCGGACGGAGGGACGUAUGCGAACGAAGCCAACCCCUUCGAGCCUAACUGGGAAAGAGUCUUUUGGGGAUCCAACUACGAGCGCUUGUUGAGGAUCAAGAGGACCAAGGAUCCUACAAACCUAUUCACCUGCAACCGCUGUGUGGGGUCGGACAUCGUGUAUAAAGCGUGA